Coprinopsis cinerea okayama7#130 is the source of this 747-nucleotide messenger RNA. RefSeq lists its product as hypothetical. The transcript has 2 exons. Bases 1 to 747 code for a protein of 248 amino acids. NCBI's taxonomy places the organism in Eukaryota, Fungi, Basidiomycota, Agaricomycetes, Agaricales, Psathyrellaceae. The record is from RefSeq and is a predicted model, not a curated record.
AUGCCCAGCCCCGUCUCGUAUCCCCACCGAGGCCGUGGUCGACCAGACAUAUCCUCCACGACUACAGGCAGCAUGCCUCUGAAGCCUUCAGCGCCUAUCCAAAUACCAGCAGGCCGUCGAUCCGCCGUGCUAUCGUCGACUUCCAACUAUUCCCAACCGACAUCGCCAGAUACUGUCUUCGAAAUGUCGCCCAUUACUACAGAAUUUGUGGGACACCAGCGACCUUCCUUCUCCCUUGCACAGAAUGAGAGGAGUGCGGAAUCUUUCUUGUACAACUUCCCCUCCUUCUCUGGACGACAGCCUCAGACGAUCUCGGACAAGAACUCUCCGACACCCCCGGAUUGCUAUGGCGCAGCCCUAUGCCAGCGGAACCGUGUUGCAGACCCUCUGGCCAUCAGGAUGUCUCCACCGCCACCGAAGAGCAGCUGCGUGCUCGAUGAGUACGAUCUAUCUCCUGGGUUCGUGUACCCAGAUGAAGGAAGCAGGUCAUCGCCAUCGAAAGAAAACUACGACUACUUCCAACCCAGAUCUAGACGGCUGGGACGUCUUUCCCCGGGGCCUCGCCUUCCUUCGUCCAGCACUUCGCCGUGGAUAAUGCAAGGUCGAGGAGACGCCGCAGCAGAAGAUACUAUAGAUGUGGCGUACUCACACAUGGAUCCGAGCGCAUUCGAGUUCCAACGCCAUCUUCUGCAGCGAAUUGAAACCCAAAAGCCCUCUCACAUUAUGAACAUGCGCUCAUACAUGUAG